Molecule: messenger RNA, 996 nt
Organism: Parnassius mnemosyne (clouded apollo)
Lineage: Eukaryota; Metazoa; Arthropoda; Insecta; Lepidoptera; Papilionidae
Source: the annotation of a GenBank genome assembly
AUGGAAGAUCAAGUGCAAAUUAAGAUGAUUCCUAGUGAAAUGCUCAAAAUUGUACCGAUAUUCAACGGUGAUAAGCACCAAUUAAAUCUUUUUAUUCGCAAAUGUGAGUAUAUAUUAAAUAAAUAUAGGGGAUCCGAUGAACAAAAUUUAUACGUAAUGUACGCGAUAACAAGUAGACUCGUAGGCGACGCUGCAGCGCUCUUUAGCGAGCGCGAGGACAUUAAUUCGUGGGAAGAUUUUAGAGAACUGCUAAUUCAACAUUUUGGAGACCCUAGGAGUGAAGAAUGUAUUGCUAUAGAACUUGAAGGUUUGCGUAUCCGAAACAACGAGUCAUAUUUAGAUUUCUGUAAUAGGAUCCAAUCCGUUCGUAGUGUUUUAAUAUCGAAAGGGUCACAAUCAAAACUAACUCAAUUUAAUAAUAAUCAACAAAAUUUUGGAUACCGCCCCCAACAAUUCGGCUUCCGCCCGCAACAAUUUGGUAUAAGCCCGCAACAGUUUAAUAUGCGCCCACAACAAUUUAAUAUGCGUCCUCAACAGUUCGGGAUGCAGCCACAAAUAUUUAAUAAACCUCAACAAUUCGGUAUGCGCCCACAACAAUUCGGUAUGCGCCCACAACAAUUUGGAAACCAACAACAAAACUUUUAUAAGCCCCAACAAUUUGGUUACAAGCCUCAGUUAAAUAAAAAUCAAUACACUGGGCCCAGUGACGUCACAAUGCGAACGGCACCACCACUUAAAACAAAUCAACAAGGCUUUCAGUUAAAUGAACUCGACCUUGAUAAUACGUAUUACGAUGAUGCGUGCAGCGAUGUGUACCCACUUUCUUAUGAUAACUGCUGCUAUGAGGAGUACUCAAGCAGUGGCCUUAAUGUUCCCGAGCUCGAUUAUUAUGAAAAUCAAUAUCCGACAAUAAUUCCUGAAGUAACACAAAUCGUCCCAACCAAUAAUGACGACAAGGAUUUUCAGGUCGAAGCCUCGGAACUUACGAAAAAAUAG